Messenger RNA from Talaromyces stipitatus ATCC 10500, 771 nucleotides. RefSeq lists its product as uncharacterized. The transcript has 4 exons. NCBI's taxonomy places the organism in Eukaryota, Fungi, Ascomycota, Eurotiomycetes, Eurotiales, Trichocomaceae. Bases 1 to 771 code for a protein of 256 amino acids. The record is from RefSeq and is a predicted model, not a curated record.
AUGGGACGCACUAAGGAACAGGCAGCAGCUGAUUUCACGGCUUUUCAACGCACCAUCCCUAGCUCGGAUAUUGUAAUCUUUUCAGAUGGAUCUAGGCUGAUAGAUGGACGUGCAGGGGGUAGCUAUAUUAGAUUUCAAGCACACCAUCAGUUCCUCCGCUCCUCACUCUCAUAUGGACAUAGGAAAGAGCUCAAUUUGCUACCAACCUAUAGAUCUGCCUUGACAACCUGGAAGUUGCCACGCGCCUCCUAUCCCCCUCUACAGGAUCCUCCCAAGAGGUCUUUGAAUCCUUCCGCACCCUUGCAGCUGCCUAGCCACUACGCGAAAGGCUUCCACACAUCAAAAGUCCCUGGACAUGCUAAAAUCCCUGAGAACGAAGCGGCUGAUCUCACUACCAAAGAGGGAGCUGCCUCAACCCCUCCUGCUCCUCACAAAUCCUCAUACACCUCGCUAAAGAGACACGCCAAGACUCAAUCCCUAUCCGCUGCUCAGUCACAAUGGCAGAAGGUGGCACCACAGAGUUAUCAAGAUCUAGAAAUAACUACUUCUCCUAAGCGCCCUGGGGAGCUUCAACUCAACCGACUUGACCUUGGCCAUAUUAUUGUGGCCCGUACUGGUCAUGGAGACUUUGCAGACUACCAUGAACGCUUUAAUCAUGAUGAUACUUAUCUUCUCUGUACUGCGAAAGGAACACGAAAACUAGCCUCAUGGCUAGCAGAGACCCGUUUCUUUGAGGAUAUCUGUCCUCGCCAACCUCUCCUUAGCACCUAG